AUGAUAAUAGUAGAGGAAAUAUCUCCAAACGACAAGAAAGUUCACGAGACUAUAAAAAUUAGAAUCAAUAAUAUUUCCAACGUUUGGACAAGAUAUCUCGGAUUAUUUUCCUCUAGACUACCAAUAUUAAAGGAACUCGAUAAGAAAAUAAGCGUUUCUUAUUCAUGGCAAAAUAUAACCAAAGCUAACACCACCUUCUUUGUUUAUAGUAAUAAGGUAUAUGAUCCUUCAAAUGAGGAUAAUUUGUUUGGAAAUGAUAGCGUUACAGAAUGGCUUCGAGGUCUCCUCGGUAAAGAUGCAACAAGAGAGAUUCUUCACACAAGGAGGUAUCAAAAUGUUAAUCUAAUUUUAAAGCAGGAAACGUUCAAGUUCAUUUCCGCUAUAGAAUUUGAUUGGUUUCUAUCAUGGCAGCUUGCACAAAUUAUUAAUGGUAAUCGCAGAUGGGACAUAACCGGACCAGAUAACGAUAAAACAACUCCGGAGAUAUGCGAGGAUUUAAUUGAACCAUUCAAUUUAUCUAGUUUCGAUUUAGCCAUAGGAAAGAUGGCACACCAGAAGAACGAAAAAGGGCUUAAAUCCGGUAAACGAGAUUCACAGCUUAUAUUAAUGGAAUGGCUUAGCAAUAUAUUUUUUAACGAACAAACGCUAGUAAUGAAGGAUAGUGUUAGUAGGAUGGUGGCAGUGAUGGAACGUGAUCCAACGGUUAUGGGACUUUGUGGAGAAACGAAAAUAGCGAAUAAGAAACGAGUUGGGUUACAAUGA
Funneliformis caledonium is the source of this 762-nucleotide messenger RNA. NCBI's taxonomy places the organism in Eukaryota, Fungi, Glomeromycota, Glomeromycetes, Glomerales, Glomeraceae. The record is from the annotation of a GenBank genome assembly.